Dromiciops gliroides (monito del monte) is the source of this 2423-nucleotide messenger RNA. RefSeq names its product zinc finger protein 2 homolog. The coding region runs from base 129 to 2288 and encodes 719 amino acids. The transcript is spliced from 5 exons. NCBI's taxonomy places the organism in Eukaryota, Metazoa, Chordata, Mammalia, Microbiotheria, Microbiotheriidae. The record is from RefSeq and is a predicted model, not a curated record. Gene Ontology annotation, molecular function: DNA-binding transcription repressor activity, RNA polymerase II-specific. Gene Ontology annotation, biological process: negative regulation of transcription by RNA polymerase II.
GUGGGCUGACUGCAAGCAGGAACUCCCGGAGUUGAGAUCUCUCUGCCUUCUCCCCUUAGUGCCCAGAUCUCUCUGCCUUCUUCCCUUGGAGCUGAGCUCGCGCUGCCUUCCCUCUCUCUCCCUUCCCGAUGCCCGCUGUGUGCUUGCAGCUCCCAGGCCAGCCUCCUGCCCAGGAAGAGAAGGGAAUGACCUCUCCCCCCUGGGAUCCUGCUCCCUCCCCAGCUGAGCCCUCAGAGGACCAAGGCCUGGCCCAGGCAGGGGGCCUGGAGACAGAGGCAAGAGAGGCAAUGGCCCCUGGGAGCCACAGACCCCCAGCCCAGGAGUUGGUGACCUUCAAGGACGUGACUGUGGACUUCACCGCAGAGGAGUGGCGCCUCUUGGACCAUCCUCAGAAAGAGAUGUACAAAGAGGUCAUGCUGGAGAAUGCCUGGAACCUGUUCUCCCUGGGACUUCCAGUUUCCAGAGAAGCUUUGAUCUCCCAAUUUGAGCAAGGGGAAGCACCAUGGAUGCUUGAGCAAGAAGGCCCAAGAAACUUCUCCUGUACAGAUGGAGAGACUAGGCUUGACAUGAGGAAGGCUACUUCGACACUGAGCUUUUCUGUGGAAGAAUCACAACAGCAAAGAUUCAUGAAAAAUACUCACUGUGACAUUAAUUUGAGAGAAAACUGUGAUUCUGAUAUCAAGAUAGAGAAAAAACAAAAGAAUCACUGUAACUUUGAUAAAGAUAGAAAGAGUUUCAGCCAAUAUUCACCCCUAAUACACUGUAAGAAAAUUAUCUCAGGGAAUGACUGUUCUCAGGAUAAUAAAUCUAAGGAAUGCUUUACUAAACAAGUAGAGGUUGUUGAGUCUCAAGAAAAGCCUCCUGAAGUGCAAACUUAUCAAUAUGAUGGGACCUUCAGCUUGAAUUCAGACCUAAUUAGACAUCAGAAAAGUCAUACUAGAGACAUGCUUUAUAUCUAUAAUGAAGUUGAAAAGGCCUUUAGUCAUAAUUUAAUGCUCAUAGACCACCAGAAAAUUCACAAUGAAAAGAAAUAUCAUGAAUGUCAUGAAUGUGCUAAAGCCUUUAAAAGGCACUCAUCCCUUCUUUUCCAUCAAAGAAUUCAUACUAGAGAGAAAUCUCAUGAGUGUCAUGAAUGGCAUAAAGCUUUCGGUGAAGACUCAUCCCUUCUUUUCCAACGGAGAAGAUACACUGGAAAGAAUCUUUAUGAAUGUGAUCAAUGCAGAAAAACUUUCAGUCAGAAGGUCCAUCUUGCUGAACAUCAGAGAAUCCACACUGGAGAGAAACCUUAUGAAUGUAAUCAGUGUGGAAAGACUUUCAGACACAGGUCCACUUUUGCUCAGCAUCAGAGAAUCCACACUGGAGAGAAACCUUAUGAAUGCACUCAGUGUGGAAAGACUUUCAGACACAGCUCCACUCUUGCUGAACAUCAGAGGAUCCACUCUAGAGAGAAACAUUAUGAAUGUAAUCAGUGUGGAAAGACUUUCACACAGAGACCCAAUCUUGCUAUACAUAAGAGAAUCCACACUGGAGAAAGACCUUAUGAAUGUAAUCAAUGUGGAAAGACUUUCAGACACAGCUCCAAUCUUGUGAUACAUAAGAGAAUCCAUACUGGAGAAAGACCUUAUGAAUGUAAUCACCAUGGAAAGACUUUCACAAAUACCUGCCAUCUUGCUCUAUAUAAGAAAAUUCAUACUGGGGAGAAACCUUGUGAAUCUAAUCAAUGUGGAAAGGCUUUCACAAUGAACUCCAUUUUUGCUGAACAUAAAAGAAAUCACACUGGAGAAAAACCUUAUAAAUGUAAUCAAUGUGGGAAGAUUUUCAGCUUCAACUCCAAACUUGCUGAACAUCAAAGGAUCCAUACUGGAGAAAAACCUUAUACAUGUAAUCAAUGUGGGAAGACUUUCAGACAGAAUGCCCAUCUUGCUAAACAUAAGAGAAGCCACACUGGAGAGAAGCCUUAUGAAUGUAAUCAAUGUGGGAAGACUUUCAGACAGAGCUCUAAUCUUGGUAUACAUAGGAGAAUUCACACUGGAGAAAAGCCUUAUGAAUGUAAUCAAUGUGGAAAGACUUUUAGACAUAGCUCUGAUCUUGCUAAACAUCAGAGAAUUCACACUGGAGAAAAACCUUAUAAAUGUAAUCAAUGUGGAAAGGCUUUCAGACAUAGCUCUGAUCUUGCUAAACAUCAGAGAAUCCACACUGGAGAGAAACCUUAUGAAUGUAAUCAAUGUGGUAAAACUUUCCGGCAACACUCAUCCCUUAUUUCCCAUAGGAGAAUCCAUAGUAGUUAGAAAUCUUAUCACUGUACUGAAUGAGGAAAAGCAUUCAAAGUGUGUAUUGGGCCUGUUAGAUAUCAGAAUUCAUUCUGGGGACAAGCUAAACAUGGAUUCAAUGUGGGAAGACCUUCACUUAGAGAUCAUCUUUUG